AUGAAUCUCUCUACUUCCAGUUUCUGGAUUCUUUCGUUCUUCAUCUUCUUAAGCUCUUUACCUAAUUUCUCCUCCUCGAAGCCAAUGAAUUGCUCCGACACAACCCGUCUCUGCACUUCCUUCCUCGCAUUCAAACCGAACCAAAACCAAACCUUCUCCGUAAUCCAAAGCAUGUUCGACGCAUUUCCGGCGGACAUAACCGCCGACGUCUCCGGUUACACCUACGUGAGAAAAAACUGUUCUUGUCUCACCACGACUCAUCAGUACACAACGAACACGACAUUCACAGUCAGACAAAACCGUAGCUUCAUUUCCGAAGCUGUCGUCUCUGCUUACUCUGGUCUCGCGUUUCCCCCGAACAGCACUAGAGGUGUCAGUGCCGGCGCGGUCGUAUCGGUGCAGCUUCUCUGCGGAUGCUCGAGUGGUCUCUGGAACUACCUUAUGAGCUACGUGACUGUCUCUGGAGACAGUGUUCAAUCGCUCUCGAGCAGAUUCGGUGUUAGUAUGGAUCGAAUUGAAGAAGUUAAUGGAAUCUCGAAUCCUGACAAUAUCACAAUCGGAGAUGUCUUUUACAUCCCUCUUGAUUCCGUACCUGGAGAGCCUUAUGAGACAAAUGAAAUGAAUCCUCCUGCUCCUUCUCCUGCGCCUGCAUCAACCAAUAGCAAUAUCUCAGAAGCUGAUGAGGUGAAUCACAGUGGAAAAGGAGGUCGUGUGCCUUAUAUAUGGAUUGUUGGUGGUCUUGGAGUUGUGCUUGCGCUUCUUGUCAUGUGUAUACUUGUAUGUAUAUGUUUGAGAUCAUCUAGUUGUAGCGGUUCCAGUGAUGAAGAUGGUGGUGGUGGACACAACUUCCAAAUUCUUAGAAAGUCUGGUUUCUUUUGCGGUUCUGGUCGGUAUAACUGCUGCAGAUCAGGGGAUAUCAGACAAACCAACGGUGAAACUCAGAGCCAUCACCAAGUUGUUUCUAUUCCUAAAGCUCUUGGCGAUGGAAUGUUUGAGAUAGAGAAGCCUGUGGUGUUUACUUAUGAUGAAAUCCGUGCGGCUACGGAUGAGUUCUCUGAUUCUAAUCUUCUUGGUCAUGGAAAUUAUGGUUCAGUGUACUUUGGUCUACUUAGAGAACAGGAAGUUGCUGUGAAAAGGAUGACUGCUACAAAGACUAAAGAGUUUGCAGCUGAGAUGAAAGUUCUUUGCAAAGUUCAUCAUUCAAAUCUGGUAGAGUUGAUUGGUUAUGCUGCAACCGUUGACGAGCUUUUCGUAGUGUAUGAAUAUGUGCAAAAAGGAAUGCUGAAAAACCAUUUACAUGAGCCUCAGAGCAAAGGCAAUACACCACUGUCUUGGAUAAUGAGGAAUCAGAUUGCACUUGACGCAGCGAGAGGCUUGGAAUAUAUACAUGAACAUACUAAAACUCAUUAUGUUCACAGAGAUAUCAAGACUAGCAAUAUCUUGCUCGAUGAGGCAUUCAGGGCUAAGAUAUCGGAUUUUGGACUUGCGAAACUUGUUGAGAAAACUGGAGAUGGAGAAAUCUCUGUUACUAAAGUUGUUGGUACAUAUGGUUAUCUUGCACCAGAAUAUCUAAGUGACGGUCUUGCUACUCCGAAAAGCGAUGUUUAUGCAUUUGGUGUUGUUCUUUUUGAGAUUAUCUCUGGAAGAGAAGCUGUUAUAAGAACGGAGGCAAUGGGAACAAAGAAUCCAGAGAGACGUCCAUUGGCAUCUAUUGUGUUAAAAGCUCUUAAGAACUCACCGGACUCUAUGAACAUGUCGAGUUUGAAGGAGUUUAUUGAUCCCAACAUGAUGGAUUUAUACCCACACGAUUGUUUGUUCAAGAUUGCCAUGUUGGCGAAGCAAUGCGUGGAUGAUGAUCCGAUUCUAAGACCAAACAUGAGUCAAGUGGUUAUAUCUCUCUCGCAGAUACUCUUGUCUUCCAUUGAAUGGGAAGCAACUCUUGCUGGAAACAGCCAAGUCUUUAGUGGUCUUGUCCAAGGAAGAUAA
Messenger RNA from Microthlaspi erraticum, 1986 nucleotides. Lineage: Eukaryota; Viridiplantae; Streptophyta; Magnoliopsida; Brassicales; Brassicaceae. The record is from the annotation of a GenBank genome assembly.